Messenger RNA from Ostreococcus tauri, 831 nucleotides. RefSeq names its product Crotonase superfamily. The record is from RefSeq and is a predicted model, not a curated record. The transcript has a single exon. NCBI's taxonomy places the organism in Eukaryota, Viridiplantae, Chlorophyta, Mamiellophyceae, Mamiellales, Bathycoccaceae. Gene Ontology annotation, molecular function: delta(3,5)-delta(2,4)-dienoyl-CoA isomerase activity. The coding region runs from base 1 to 831 and encodes 276 amino acids.
AUGCGCGCGUCGUCGUCGGCGCCCCGCGCGCGCGCGCGCGACGUCGACGCCGACGCGAUCGCGGUGAUCGAGCUCGCGCACGCCCGGACGUCGAACGCGCUCGAUCGCGAUGGGUUCGAGGCGUUGAAGCGGGCGUGCGAGACGAUCGAAUCGAAUCGCCGAGCGCGGUGCGUCGUCGUGCGCGGCGCGGGCGGGAACUUUAGCUCUGGGUUAGAUUUGUCGACGGCGAAUGCGAUCUUGGACGCGAGGACGGCGGACGGGUGCGCGGGACGGGCGAACGAGGCGUUGAUGCGAACGAUCGAGGCGAUGCAGGCUGGGGUGUCGGCGCUCGAGCGGAUGUCGGCGCCGUCGAUCGCGUGCGUCAGCGGAGUGUGUUUUGGCGGUGGCGUGGACGUGAUAACGGCGUGUGACGUGAGAAUCGCGAGCGAGGACGCGCGGUUUUGCGUCAAAGAGGUGGAUUUGGGAUUGGCGGCGGAUUUGGGGACGCUGCAGCGGUUGCCGACGAUCGUCGGACACGGACGCGCGAUGGAUCUCGCGCUCACGGCGAGAACGAUCGACGCCAGGGAGGCACUGGCGAUUGGACUCGUGACGGAGGUCGUCGCCGACGUCGACGCGAGGGGGAUGGAGUUGGCGAGGGAGUUGGCGAAGAAGUCGCCUCUGGCGCUUCGCGGGACAAAGCGCGUCCUCUUGCGAGCGAGAGACGACCCAAACGUGGCUAAGGGGUUAGAUUACGUCGCCGCACACAACGCCGCGAUGCUGAGGAGCGAUGACCUUUCCGAGGCCCUUCGCGCGCGCGCGGAGAGGCGUCCUCCAGUGUUCUCAAAGCUCUAA